AUGACAACAACCAAUUACUCAAAAGGGUUCAAUGACUUGAAAAUCAAGCAGAUACUAUAUCAUCUGGAGUCCGAGACGCUUCGUGUAAGACCACUUGUCAACGGAGAUUUGAGUAGCCAGGAGACUCCAUUCUCACCAGGUGGCAACAAUGACUCUUGGUUCAGUCUGACGAAUCUUGUCAUUGGCGGCGUUGCUGGGAUAGGUGCCGUUGUUGCGGCACCCGUUGUGCUUGGGGCAGCUGAGUUUGGAGCCGCUGGUGUUGCGGCCGGAUCGUUGGCGGCUGCCGUUCAGGGAUCAGCAGUUGUUUCCGGGAGUGCAUUUGCGCUUGCGCAGAGUGCAGGUGCGGCUGGUCUUGGAGUCGGGGCUAAGGCCGCAUUGUUUAUGGGAGGGGCGGCGGCCGGGUCGGUGGCCAGCAAGAAGAACGAUUUAUAAACACAUUUGUCAACAGUGUAACAUUUGUAUCCAUUAAUUACACUGUGCUUAUAGUUAUUUUUCAAUUGUUUAGACCACCUUGAAGAAAUAAUAAGAAAUGGGUAAAUGUUUAAACCCUUUCAAUAUAGAAGAAAAGUUCUACUUAUUGAAUUAAAUGGUAUAUAAAAUGUUAAGGCAACCUUGAACAGAAAUGUUCUUAUUUAAUCCUAUUCACUUGAUUAUGUUAAGAAAGUGCACAUAAGUAUCAACUUUUGUUACAAUCCAAUUAUGUUUAUUCAUUAGCUUUCAAGCUAUUAUUUGUUGUAUAUCAUUGCAGCUAUCUGAUUCCUAUUAUACAUUUGAACCUCAAUAUAACCAACAUUUGUUCAACACUAUACAAUAAUAAAGCUUCUUUGAAAUGAAAUAAGUUUAUUUCCACUCAUACAUAGAUACGGGUCCGUG
Messenger RNA from Mya arenaria, 873 nucleotides. Its product is annotated as interferon alpha-inducible protein 27-like protein 2. Lineage: Eukaryota; Metazoa; Mollusca; Bivalvia; Myida; Myidae. Gene Ontology annotation, biological process: apoptotic signaling pathway. The transcript is spliced from 4 exons. Gene Ontology annotation, cellular component: membrane; mitochondrion. The coding region runs from base 1 to 432 and encodes 143 amino acids. The record is from RefSeq and is a predicted model, not a curated record.